Messenger RNA from Peniophora sp. CBMAI 1063, 1014 nucleotides. NCBI's taxonomy places the organism in Eukaryota, Fungi, Basidiomycota, Agaricomycetes, Russulales, Peniophoraceae. The record is from the annotation of a GenBank genome assembly.
AUGGAUGAGCUAGAUGGUUUCGACCCUACCACACCUGCGGCGAAGUUAGCUGCGAGGAAUAAACGUACUGCAGCAGCACCCAAGAUAAACUCACUGAACGCAUCACUUAAUGGCGCCGGUCCUUCCAAGGCGAAACCAACCACCGUCAAGCGCCCACGCAUUCACGCACCUCCGCCUCCCGACAUCGAGGUCAUCGACACAGACGGCCCAGAGGAAAUCGAGACACCUCCAUUGCCAACGAAGACCAGGGCAAAGGCGAAGGGCAAGGCAAAAGCUGACGCUAAGCCUGUCGAGACCGUCGAUAUUGGAGACAGCGAGGAUGAGCGCGCUGCUGCUGCUCGACGCUCGCGUGCGCAGAAGGGCAAGGGAACUUCACCGGCAAACCCCGCUUCGGACUCGCGCAUCAGCGCGUUGGAACGCGAGAUUGAGCGACAGAGGACGCAAUUGGAGCAGGCUGAAGUUCGAGAACAGGACCUACACGUAGCCUACGAACUGUAUACGAAAAGCAAGGAGAAAGAGGAGGAACUCGUGCAGACUCAAAUCGCGCAGUUACACUCGCUUAUGGCAGCGAAGGAUGAGAAAUACAACGCGUUGGAGGCGGAGUUCAGGCGGAGCAAGAAGGCGACGCUCGUACCCCCUGACGGCUCUCAUUUCCUGCAGAUCUUGACACCUGAAAUGGCGGAGAAGGACAAGCUCGAGCUACAGACUAAGCUUGACAAGGCCGUCGCUGCUUCGGAAGGCAAGGAUGCGCGUAUCAAGGAGCUCGAAGAUGAAGUCCGUGACCUCAAGCAAGAACGAGACGGCGAGAUCCAACGCGCGAAUCAACUGCAGAAGGAGCUCAAAGCCUAUACCUCUGGACAACGCCCACACGAACCCAAGAUCGUUGUGAGAGGCGAAAGCGAGAGGGGUCCGCUCAAUAGCGCUGCUGUCCGGAUGUACGAGGAGUUGACGAACAUCUUGAUCACCCGAGUCAAGGAGUUCCCAAACGAGUUGAGGCCUGGCACGGUGUGGUAG